Chiloscyllium plagiosum (whitespotted bambooshark) is the source of this 917-nucleotide messenger RNA. NCBI's taxonomy places the organism in Eukaryota, Metazoa, Chordata, Chondrichthyes, Orectolobiformes, Hemiscylliidae. The record is from RefSeq and is a predicted model, not a curated record.
UGGAUGGACGAGGUUCAGUGCAAGGGAAGUGAACUAUUCCUGUGGGACUGCCAAUUGUCAGCAAUGGGAGAUCAUGACUGUGAACAUAAAGAGGACGUCAACGUGAUCUGUUCCGGCCAUCAGAAGCACACAACACCCUUCAACCAGCAGAGGGCCUCUAUCUUCAUCAUCCCUUGCGUAUUUGUUGUCCUUUUGAUUGCUGUUUCACUUGCUUUGGCCGCAGAAUUGCAGAGAAGCUUCGAGAAAGCCAACAGGAACAGACAACAUUACAGCACUGGACUUCCUGAUCAUGUUUAUGAAGAGAUUGAAGUUCAGGACCUUGGAACAGAGACAAAUUCGCUUACUCUUUUCGGUAAUGAAUUUGAAAGACAAUUUGAUGAUAUUCAAUAAUUUGAAACAGAUUACGAAGAACUACCACCACUUCAACUUCUUCCGGGACAUUAUCAUUAGUUUCGAUUUCCCAUUUAUUUUAACCAAUUUGUGAUAAUGAAAAUGAAAACUUUAAUGUUGCUUAUUUAGAAAUCAUCAACAAAGGAAAUGUUGCAGUCAAAAUUUCGCUGAAAUAAAAUGGAGCACUAAUUUGCUGUGAGGAGAAUAGUAAAUUACAACAUGUUUUGGAGUCAGUUGCCAAAUUGAAGUUAAAAAUAUUUCACCGGGACUGAUUUUAUUGUGGUAUAAUGUUGAAUGUUGCAGUUAUCAAUGUUGAGCAUUUGUGUCAAAAUUUUGUAAUCAUGGAAAUCUGGAACUUUUCUUAUUCCAGUUAUGUGCUUCAAAUAUUGACGUUAGGCUACACUUUAUUAGUUAUCCUUAGAUAGUGGUUUAUGUGAAAAUGACUGUCCUGAUGUUGUUUUAUGAAAUGAAGAGAGGGAUAACUUAUCUGUUAAUGGCAUAAUAAGUGCAGAGCAUUUCAAAAUAAA